Molecule: messenger RNA, 2217 nt
Organism: Drosophila miranda
Lineage: Eukaryota; Metazoa; Arthropoda; Insecta; Diptera; Drosophilidae
Product: lachesin
Exons: 2
Coding region: 458-1555 (365 amino acids)
Cellular component (GO): neuron projection
Source: RefSeq, a predicted model, not a curated record
UCAAAGCGACAGUUUUAUUCGUCCCGCGCCAUUCGAAGAGUUCAGUUGUUUCUUGCGUCGUGUGUGAAAAGUAAUUUAGUUGAUCAAACUCGGCUUACAUGCAUAUGCAUACAUACUCAACCAGUUAAGAGGCACUGAGAGAGACCAAAGAGUCUCAAAACCAGCUUAGAGCGAGCCGACAAGUGUGUCUCGCAGACAGCAUCCGCUCUUGCCCGUGCAAGUAAGCGAAACAGCACUACCUGUGUUAUUUUGGAGUCGUCUUCUCUUGCUUCUCUCUUCUACGUGGAGCGUAGCUUGGCGACCGUCUUUUCUUCAGCCAAGAAAUCAUUCCCCACGCUCUCAGCUCCGCUCGCGCGUUAUUAACAGCUCUCGAUUGUGUAGGGUGUGGUGCUGGGCGCGUUUUCACAUUUGGCGCACGCGAAACUCAGGCAAAUUCAUCAACAGUUUUCCCAAUAAUAUGUGGCGCCCCAAGAUGGUAAAUAACGUGGGAAGCACGUUGGCUGGCUCCCUUUUGCUGGGACUUGCCCUCCUCGCCACGCAGGCAGAGGCGCAGAGGACGCCAACCAUUUCCUACAUCACACAGGAGCAGAUCAAGGACAUCGGCGGCACUGUCGAGUUCGACUGCUCCGUUCAGUAUGCCAAGGAGUACAAUGUGCUCUUCCUCAAGACCGACUCGGAUCCGGUCUUCCUCUCCACGGGCUCCACGCUCGUCAUCAAAGACUCGCGCUUCUCGCUGCGCUACGAUCCCAGCUCUUCCACCUACAAACUGCAAAUAAAGGACAUCCAGGAGACGGACGCUGGCACCUACACCUGUCAGGUGGUGAUCUCCACCGUGCACAAGGUGAGCGCCGAAGUCAAGCUCUCUGUGCGCCGCCCGCCCGUUAUCUCCGACAAUUCCACGCAAUCGAUUGUGGCCAGCGAGGGCAGCGAGGUCCAAAUGGAGUGCUUUGCCAGCGGUUAUCCGACCCCGACCAUCACAUGGCGUCGCGAGAACAAUGCCAUUCUGCCAACGGAUAGUGCCACCUAUGUGGGCAACAUACUGCGCAUCAAGUCGGUGAAGAAGGAGGACCGCGGCACCUACUACUGUGUGGCCGACAACGGGGUCAGCAGGGGAGAUCGCCGCAACAUCAACAUUGAGGUGGAGUUUUCGCCAGUGAUAACCGUGCCACGGCCCCGUCUCGGCCAGGCGCUGCAGUAUGACAUGGAUCUGGAGUGCCACAUCGAGGCCUACCCACCGCCGGCCAUUGUCUGGACCAAGGAUGACAUCCAGCUGGCCAACAACCAGCACUACAGCAUCUCGCACUUUGCCACCGCCGACGAGUACACCGACUCGACGCUGCGCGUGAUCACCAUCGAGAAGCGCCAGUACGGAGAUUAUGUGUGCAAGGCCACCAAUCGCUUUGGCGAGGCCGAGGCUCGUGUAAACCUGUUCGAGACGAUCAUCCCCGUGUGCCCGCCGGCCUGUGGCCAGGCGUACUAUGCCGGAGCCGAGGAUGUGGCUGCCACCUCCUUUGCCCUGGUGGGCAUUUUGCUGGCGCUGCUCUUCACCAGAUAAGCCAAUGGUCCCCCCACUGACUCUGACUACAAACGCUCCAAGUCCAAACCAUCAAUCAGCCCUCGAAUACAUAAAUAUAUACUAUACAUAGAUAUAAUAUAUAGUAACCUACAUCAUAUACAAAUCAAUCCAACAGACGUCGCAAAAUGAUUCGAUUCUCUUUUCCUCUGUUCCUGACUAUGUUUUGUAGAGUCUGUUUUUGUUUCUGUUUCCUUUUGCUUUUCCGUUUCCGCUUCGCCCUGUCCAAUCUUCAAACGUCCAAUAUUAUGUCUUAAGUUAAGUACGCUAAGUGAAAGGGCCCACAUAACUAAGAUAUAGUUUUUUAGAACCGAACCCAAAAGCCGAAUCAAGCCCAGCCACCACAUUCGUCCGCUUUGUUUUCUGAUCUGGCUCUGUAUAUGUUUUAAAUAUGUAUUUUAUUCUAAGCAAAAGACAAUGACGACGACGACGACACAUCACAGCAUUCCAAUUACACAACACAUCUCAGAAUUAUGAGAGUAUUUUAUGUUUAUUUAAUAAAUAUUAAAGUAUUUUCGUUCUGCAAAACAUGAUAGACCCAAAACCUCAAAAUCUGCAUUGGAAUCGCGGCAAAAUUCAUAUCCGAAUGAAGGCAAGCAACAUCGUUGUGUACAUCAUUAGCUCCUAAGCGCAACUCGAAAUUC